Vicia villosa (hairy vetch) is the source of this 882-nucleotide messenger RNA. RefSeq lists its product as uncharacterized. The transcript is spliced from 2 exons. The record is from RefSeq and is a predicted model, not a curated record. Bases 1 to 882 code for a protein of 293 amino acids. Lineage: Eukaryota; Viridiplantae; Streptophyta; Magnoliopsida; Fabales; Fabaceae.
AUGGGUCCUCAAAGGAGGAUGGGAAUAUAUGUUGGAUAUGAAUCUCCAUCUACUCUAAAGUACCUUGAACCAAUAACAGGGGAUUUAUUCACUGCUCAUUUUGCUGAUUGUCAUUUUGAUGAAUCAAAUUUUCCAGCAUUAGGGGAGAGAAUAAGAAGCUGGAAAAAGAGAUCAUUGAAAAACUUAGCAAAUCAAUUACCAAAUGCAUUCACUGAUCCAAAAGGUGUGACUAAAUCAUAUAUACCAGCUGCAAAUGCUCCAAUAAAAAUUGAUAUCCCUGUUGGGCAAUCAAAUGAGUCUCAACCACGCCUGAAGCGUUGUAGACCAAUCGGUUCUAAAGAUAAAAUUCCUCGAACAAGAAAGGGAGCUAAGAAUAAAGAUGACCCAAGUGAGGAUAUAGAAAAUCCUUCAGACAUAAUAAACAUUUCAUCUCUAGAAGAGAUUGAUCAGGUACUUGAAACUCAUGAAAAUAAAGAGAUCUCGAUAAAUUAUGUCCAAAAUGGAAUACAAUGGAACCGAAAUGAAGUCGACAUUGAUGAUCUUUUUGCAUACAUUAUAGCGCUAAAUGAGAUAAAUGAAAAAGAGGAUCACGAACCAGCGUCUAUAAAAAUUUGUAGACAAAGUGAGGACUGGCCAAAAUGGAAAGAUGCAAUUGAAGCAGAAUUAAACUCACUCUACAAAAGACAAGUUUUUGGACCUGUAGUCCGAACACCUGAGGGUGUGAAGCCAGUUGGAUACAUAUGGGUUUUCGUACGAAAACAAAAUGAAAAAGGUGAAAUUGUGAGAUACAAAGCUCAGCUUGUCGCUCAAGGGUUUUCCCAAAGACCUGGAAUUGAUUUUGAUGAGACAUAUUCACCUGUUAUGGAUGCAAGCACUUUUUGA